AAAAAGUAAAACCCUUCAUUAAUUUCUUCACUCCCUCCCUCUACUCUAUUCUACUCUACUCCACUGCUAGUUGACAGAGAUCAGUAGUACCUAGAAGUAAGAGCCCUUCUUCCCCUACAUAGCCAAAUCAUAUUCAACCUACCCAAAUUCAAUGGCAAUGUCCUUCAUGAUGGGUCUUAACUUCCUUCUCUUAGUAGCCAUGGUUGCUACCAACCUUCUUUCUCUCUACCAUCUUUCUUCCACAACUUCCUUCUUCCAUCCUACUACUCCACCUCAAUCUACCCAUGUUCCUCAUCACCUUCUUCAACAACUUCAAACCAUACGCGCCACCAUUAACCAUCUCACGCGCCUCCAACCUUCUGAUAAGAACCCACAACCUUCAAACUCCAUUAAUGCUCCACCUUCAGAUCUUCUUACUUACGCCAAGUUUUCCCCUAUUGCUUCUUCUUGUCAUGAUUACCCUGAUCUUCUUCAUCAGUACAUGAAUUAUACACCCUUUUCUCUUUGUCCUAAAGAUACCCAUCUAGCUGAAUCUUUGAUUCUUCGUGGGUGUCAUCCUUUACCCAGACGUCGUUGUUUUUCUCGUACCCCAUCUAACCCUAGAUUAUCUUCUCCUGAUUCUAAUGUUAUUUGGAGUUCUUACCCUUCUGCUACUUGUAGGAGCUUCAAAUGUUUGAAUCCUAAACUGGGUUUUGAUCUAAAUCUUGAUUCAAAUCAAUUUUUAGCUUAUAAAUCUGAAGUUGAUCUUACUAUUCCUCAACUUUUGGAUAUUUCUAAAAAGGGUAAUUCCGUUAUUCGAUUAGGGGUUGAUAUUGGAGGUGGGACUGGGAGCUUUGCAGCUAAGAUGAAAGAAAGGAAUGUUACCAUUUUGACAACUACUAUGAAUUUAGGUGCACCUUACAGUGAAUUCAACGCGCUUAGAGGUGUAUUGUCAUUGCACGCGCCACUACAACAGAGAUUGCCUCUUUUCGACGGGGUUGUCGAUUUGGUUCGAUGUGGGCACGCCGUGAAUAGGUGGAUCCCUAAAGUGGUUAUGGAGUUUUUGUUGUUUGAUGUUGAUAGAGUGUUGAGAGGUGGUGGGUAUUUGUGGAUUGAUCAUUUUUUUGGUAAAGGGGUUGAUUUGGAUAAGGUUUACAAACCAUUGAUUGAUAAAUUGGGGUAUAAGAUUGUUAAGUGGGCUACUGGGAAUAAGAAGGAUUCUAGUGGGAUGAAGAAUGGGGAGGUGUAUUUGACUGCUUUGUUGCAGAAGCCAAAGUCUAGAUGAUCACAAUGAAAAAAAGAAAGUUGGUUACUUUCUUUUUUCUUAAUUUGGAGGUUAAUCAAAUGUAGAAUAUUCAAUUUAUUACACGAUUCCUCCGGUACUGCAAAGGUUCAGCUUCAACCGUGGAUGCCAAUUCGAAAAGUCGAUGAUAUUGUUCCGCCAUCUCCAAGCAUUUGAUUUCGAAUAUUCAAGAAAACAUUCCACUGUAAGAAAUUACGGACUCGAAAUGUAUGGUCUGCAGGACUCAACAAUGUUCAUUACUUGUAUUUUAUUGUCUUUUGGUAUUGCUCAGAUUUAGUUUAGGGCAUUCUUAUUCCUAUUAAGCUCAGAAAUAAAUAGAUAGUUUAUGUUCAAUACUUAUUAUGGAGGUCAAGCAAAAGAACUACAUUAUUCAUGCAUUUAACAUUUUAAUUUUUGAGUUAAUUAAUUAUACUAUUUUUCU
Messenger RNA from Amaranthus tricolor (Joseph's coat), 1703 nucleotides. Its product is annotated as probable methyltransferase At1g29790. The transcript has 2 exons. NCBI's taxonomy places the organism in Eukaryota, Viridiplantae, Streptophyta, Magnoliopsida, Caryophyllales, Amaranthaceae. The coding region runs from base 152 to 1264 and encodes 370 amino acids. Gene Ontology annotation, molecular function: methyltransferase activity. The record is from RefSeq and is a predicted model, not a curated record.